Messenger RNA from Ostreococcus lucimarinus CCE9901, 228 nucleotides. RefSeq lists its product with no specific name. Gene Ontology annotation, biological process: transcription by RNA polymerase II. Gene Ontology annotation, molecular function: protein heterodimerization activity. NCBI's taxonomy places the organism in Eukaryota, Viridiplantae, Chlorophyta, Mamiellophyceae, Mamiellales, Bathycoccaceae. The transcript has a single exon. The annotation marks the transcript as partial. The record is from RefSeq and is a predicted model, not a curated record.
AUGUACGGAUUCGGUGACGCGAAGGAACCCGAUCCAGAUUCGAUCGAGCUCAUGGAGGACAUGCUGGUGGAUUAUCUCACCAACGUCGCGCAUCGAGCGAUGGAGGUGGCGGAACGACGCGGUCGCAUGCAGACGGAAGACUUGCUGUACGUCAUCAGAAACGAUCGGAAAAAGUUUGCUCGCGUGGAUGAGUUGUUGGAGAUGAACGCUAAAUUGAAGGACGCGCGA